GAGUACGUGGGCACCACCAAGAAGAGCAUGCUCGCUGCCCUGGCCAACGUCCAGAACUCGGUGGCCACGCUCACUAACACAUUCACAAGCAGCUGGAAUGACAUCGACAAGAGGAUCGAGGCGCGGCUCAACGCUGUGGAAUGCCGCCAGUCUGCCCAAGAAGCCCGCAUCGACGUCCUCGAAGGCCAGAUCCGCUCGCUCACGGAGACCUUCGGCGACAUCAAAGUUGCUCGCCCUGCUCCUCCUGCUGCCGCUCCUGGCUUCAAUCGCAAUACCGACCCGACCAUCCUUCUGCUCCGCACCAAGCUGUCCUGCGCCAAAGCUGGUGUCCUCGCUGCGCUCUCCGACUGGCUCGGCCGCGCCCAGCUCAACGAGUCUGACUUCUCAGUGGAAGACGAACCUGUUUCCAACAGGUACAUCCUGCGGAUCAAUGGUUCGGUCCCCUACGCCUCUCGGAAAGUCCAGCAGGCCCUCGGCGCUCUUCGUCGACAUGACCAGACAUGGGAGCGCUUCCAGCGCCAGGCCCCCGACAACUCCACGCAGGAGAUAUUCAUCUCUGGCGACAAGAACGAGGCCCAGGUCAAGAGAGAGCUCGGCCUCAAACGUGUUCGCCGUGAGCUCGAACUCCACUACGGGCACCUUCGCUUCUACAGUGACAAAGACAAGGGUGAGAUCUCGUGCCAGUGGAUGCCGCUGGUACAUGUGGAACCACAGGCUGGAGAAGCACCGCCCAAGCUCUCGUUCUGCCUCGCCAACCUCAACGCGCUGGGGAUCGACAAGACCAAGAUCCUUGAUGGCGUCAUGGCUGGCUUCAAGUCCGCAAGUGAGGCGCUGUUCCACUACAAGGCCGGCAUUCGCUCCAGGAAGCUCGCACUUGCGCGCUCGCUGUGGAAGACUGGAUCGAUCAUCUCGCUCCAAGAGACCCACGGCACGAUGACUGAGUUGCGGGACUUCGCCUACUUCUCCAACUCCGCCUUCUCUUUCGCCUCUUCGGCAUCUGGAUAUCACAUUUUAAUGUUCAUCUCCAUGGGCUUUCUGUGGGAGAACGGCACCUCGUUGCUCAGGCUGGUUAUCGUGGCUGGAGAUUUGAAUCUGGCCGACUCGGCCCCGCGCUCGCUGGACGCAGACCCCUCCAUUGACCCGCUAGAUGCCCUUCGAGAUUGGCGUGCUUCCAGGGGCGCGACUUUGAGUCCUGUUUUCAGCUCCAUGACAGAAAUCGAGACCCCUGGCCCCGCCCACUACAACCGCGCGCUGGGAACCCUGAACACCAUAGAUCGGAUCUUCGUGAGCUUUCCUGGGUGGGUCUGCAACCAGCUGUUUACCAGCGGCCAGGUCAGUAAGAUCCCCGAGGUCCUCCACGCCCAGGGCCUCUCAGACCACGCGCCGCUCGUGGUCAGCCUCGCUGGUAGUCCUCCGAUCCCGUCUGGCGAACGCCCCAUCCCGAAACAUGUUUUCCUCCAGCCCGAGCACAAGGAAUACCUCAGUUCUGUUGGGGCCCUGGGAGAUACUUGCCACCUCUCCCCACCUCUUCUCCUCCAGUACCAGACGAGGAUCAUGAGGGAGGCUGCGUCUGUUGCUAGGAACGCCAUGAUUGUGAAGCGCCCCGAGUCGAUAUAUACCAAGUUUCUGAUUGUCAAGAGCGUCAGUCGAGUGGUUUGGAGGCAGGAUAUCAUUUUAGCAGAACGACUCAGAGCGUCACACUUCUUGGCCCGUCAGUACUUGGACGUUGACGUCCUCGCGCGCACGGUGACCCCCCUGCACGCUUUUGAAUUCUUGCAGGUCUCUUCCGAGCUCCACAGGAGUAUCGCUGAGCGCGAGCAGGCUGAGAUCAGGGCCAGCCUGACGAGGGUGCACUCAGAGAACCAGAAGCGGAAGCUCAAGAGAAGACUCCGCGCUGUGGUUCAGCGCAGUCGCUUAUGGAGUCCGUUUGACCGCCGAGUUUCGCUUCGCGGCGCGCGCUGCGGGGAUGGUGUCUGCGCGGAGCCUGGAAAAAUGAUGGAAGUAUUAUCUCAGCAUUGGUCCUCCGCAUUCUCGAAAAAGCAGAUCGACUCCAAGAGCGCCCAGAGGUACCUCUACCGUUUCGGCGCCUCCCCUGACCUGAUGAACUCGCCCCCUCCUUCCCUUCGCUCCGUGAAGAAAUACACCCAGGGCCUCGAACACUCGGCCCCUGGCCCCGACGGGCUCCCGUUUGCUGCAUGGCAAGGGCACCCUGGAGGCUCCGAGGCCUCCGACGAAAUCGCCAUUCAUCGGUACCCCAACCAGACUCGCCCCCUUGGUUUCAAAAACGCCUCGAACAAGAUCAUCGCGGGAAUCGUUCGCCGCGAACUCAGCAAAACUCUGGGUGCCUUCAUUACCCCGAUACAGCGCGGUUUCGUGGGCGGUCGGAACUUCGGGACCAACAUGCUCGAGCUAGAUACAUACUCCAGGGUGUACGGCAUGCAUAUCACGGACCCAAAUUUAGCCAUCUCGCACAAGCCAGUUCUUGACAGUUUCGAUUACGGCCAGGCCUUCCCGUCGAUUGCGCAGGAAUGGCUGCUAAUGUGCCUUCGACGUCUUCGCAUCCCCUCCCCGCUCCUCUUCUUCCUCGAGAUCCUCUACAGUGCUGCCCGGUGCUUCGCGCGCACCAACAACGCGCUCCGCUUCGCCUUCAAGAUAGAGCGUGGCAUCAUCCAGGGCUGUCCCGCAUCAGGCAUGAUCUACGCCAUCGCCUCGAAUCCCUUCCUGUCCGACAUCGAUGCCUCCCUUCGUGCUCGUUCUCAGCCUGGUGGGGACCGACGCCAGGCUCCCCGCGAGAAAGGCAUCGCUCGGGCUUGUGCUGAUGACGUGGGCGCUGCGCUUCGUCAACUCGCCGAUCUCCGUAUUCUGAAGCGACCCUUUGACCUGAGUCUCCGUCUCGCAGGUCUCACCUUGAAGCCGCCCAAGCGUUUCGUUACCCCCCCGGGAAGCGAGUUCUCACAAGAGCUCAGCGAAACGAUCACGGCUUGGCUGCGCGCGCAGCUUCCAGAGUGGGCCGCGUUCCAGGUUGUGCCGUUUUUGACUUACCUCGGUUUGGUGCUCG
Molecule: messenger RNA, 3058 nt
Organism: Prorocentrum cordatum
Lineage: Eukaryota; Dinophyceae; Prorocentrales; Prorocentraceae
Source: the annotation of a GenBank genome assembly